This is a messenger RNA of Nilaparvata lugens (brown planthopper), 1580 nucleotides long. RefSeq lists its product as uncharacterized. The record is from RefSeq and is a predicted model, not a curated record. Gene Ontology annotation, molecular function: growth factor activity; growth factor receptor binding. Bases 86 to 970 code for a protein of 294 amino acids. Lineage: Eukaryota; Metazoa; Arthropoda; Insecta; Hemiptera; Delphacidae. Gene Ontology annotation, cellular component: membrane. The transcript has 7 exons. Gene Ontology annotation, biological process: positive regulation of cell population proliferation; positive regulation of protein autophosphorylation.
UGAUAAAAGACGGAGCCGCUCUGUCUAGCGAUCAGUCGAGUUCAGAGAGAUUCCAGAUCAUUUUCUCGGAUUUGUUGGACAACAAAUGUUGACAAUGUCUCUAUCAGGUGUGAGCGUUGUCUAUUUUGUUGUAGUCAACAUUCUUCUAGUAUCUGCUGAAAAUAUUGAGUCGUCUGAGGAGCUGGAUGACAUUGGGAUAACUCUGGAGAUGGCACGAAAACUGAGUAACAUCAACAGCAUUGAAGAUUAUUACAAAGCGUUCAACAUUCCGCACAAAAGUGAACCUCCAGCAUCUUUUUCUAUUUUUUCAGGGCACAACCGAUCACCCAUCAUAGCAACAGGAUAUGAAACUACAAACCAGAAAUUAUCAAUUGAGAGACAUGCUCCAGUGAUUAGGGGGGCGGUAGCACCUGGCUGUAGACCUGUCCUUACGUCGGUUGAAAUGAACGAUAAGGAAAGUCUGACCGAAUGGCGAGUGCCCAACUGCAUUGAAAUCGAAAGAUGCUCCAGAUGCAGUCCAAAUCAGCUCUACAGCUGUCAACCUAAUAGAACUGAAACUCUCUAUUUUGAGGUUGCAGUAAUGGCUCUGCAAGGAAGAAAUAAACCUCCCAAAGAAAAGAGGAUAGAAGUGGUCCCAGUUGAGAGACAUCUGGACUGUCAACUUUCCUGUAGGGUCAAGAAACAUGACUGUAUUUCAAAACUGGUGAGAUACGACGAGGAUGCUUGCAAAUGUGUUUGCAAAAAUUCCACUGCGAGGGAAAAAUGUCUGAUAAGGAAAGACAUUAAAAGUUGGGAUUCAAAAAAUUGCACCUGCCAAUGCAAGAAUAUUACUAACUGCCACCCCAACGAUUACUUCAACAAUGUGAAUUGCUCAUGCGAACCCAUAAAUACUCGAGGAAUUCGAGUGGACUUGGCAUCUAAUAAUCGAAAUCGGAACGAUUAUAACUACUAUAGUGUUGGUACAAAAUAAACAAAUUGAGGAACAAUAUUGGAAAAAUAAUGUAAAAGUGACAACAAAUUGUGAGAAAAAUAUUUAUACAUUAGUAUAAAGCUGGUUCAAAGUGAUCAAAUCAACGGAAAAUAUUGGAAAAAUGAUUGGAAAAUGUAAACAAAUUGUGAGAAAAAUAUUUAUACAUUAGUAUAAAGUUGGUUCAAAGUGAUCAAAUCAACGGAAAAUAUUGGAAAAAUGAUUGGAAAGUGUGAACAAUUUAAGAGAAAAAUAUUUAUACAUUAGUUGUUAGUCAAAAUGAGAAUAAUUUGCUAUUUGUUCCCAAUAAUUCAUCAUUGAAUCUGAAAUAUAUGAUUUAUUCAACGCUCAAUAUUCAUGAUACGCUUGAAUUUCCAUCACAGUAUCAAAGUUCUAUUUUGAUCUUACAAUAAAUAUUAUUUUUCUUCAACUUCAAAUCAAUAAACGUGAUUAAUUUUUCCUCUGUGUACUGUGUAAUGAUACUGGUUCUUCAGUAUUUUUUCAUUAUAAAAAAAUUUAUCUCUGUGAAAAGGUUGUAUGAUUUUACUUUAAUGAAAACUGUACAUAGCUUAUAAAUAGAUUGUGAUAAUAAAGCAUUGAGAUUUUGAAGUAA